AUGGCUGUGUCUUCUCCAGAUGAGGCCAGGAGAGCUACCAAGUCAGAAGAAGAUGCUGACAGUCCUGCCCAAGCCCAGCAUGCGACCAGUACUGAGGAACCGAACGCGAUGCACGGUUUCAAGCUCUUUGCCAUUUUCGUAGGCAUAUGCUUCGGCGCGUUCCUGAUGUCCUUGGAUAUUUUCGUCAUCGCAACUGCCAUCCCAUCCAUCACGUCCGACUUCAAGGAUACGUCGCAAUUGGCCUGGUAUCCGGCUGCCUACUCACUCACAACAUGCGCAUUGACUCCGCUAGCAGGAAAGCUAAGCUCAACGUUUCCGCUCCGUUGGAUCUACAUCUCAUUCUUCUCCAUAUUCCUAGUCGGCAGCCUCGUCUGCGGCUUUGCGCCAAAUAGCAACACCUUCAUCGCGGGUCGCGCAAUCGCAGGUAUCGGGGCAUCCGGUGUCGCAAGUGGCGGCUUCGUGAUCGUUCUCACCGUUUCUCCCGAGAAAUCGAAACCACUGCUGCUAGGCAUAUGCAGCAGCUGCUUCGCUAUGGGUCUAAUCCUAGCACCCGUCAUCGGCGGCGCGUUCACGGAGAAGGCUACCUGGCGGUGGUGUUUCUGGGUUAAUCUUCCCCCCGGUGCUCUGACGUUGCUCUCUAUGCUGUGCUUCUUCAAACCCCCGUCCAUACAGCGCGAUCGGACCGUUGUCCAGCGAAUCAUGGACCUGGAUCUCAUCGGGUGUGCGAUUUUCAUUCCGGCUAUCUUCAUGCUGCUUCUUGCUAUGAUGUGGGGUGGUACGGAGAAGGAUUGGGACUCAGCGACAAUCAUCGGGCUGUUUGUGGGCUCCGGUGUGAUGCUUAUCCUAUUUGUUUGCUGGGAAGGCUAUAAAGGCGAGGGCGCGAUGAUACCGGCGAAUGUCAUCGUCAGACGGACAGUCACGUUCAGUGUCUUGUUUUCUUUCUGCCACUUCGGCUCUCUCGGUAUCUUGAACUACUAUCUCCCUGAAUGGUUCCAGGCCGUGCAAGGCGCGAGUCCGUUGCAAAGUGGUACGCGGGUUUUGGCUGCGGUGCUUUCUCAAAUAGUCGGAACCCUGUCUGCUGGUAUUCUCGCACGAAGAAUCCACUACUACAACCCGUGGCUCUACGUGGGCCCCCUCUUCAUGUGCACCGCCGCAGCCCUAUACACGCAAUUCUCAACAUUCAACACCCCAUCCAGCCACUGGAUCGGGUUCCAAGUCAUCCAGGGUCUCGGCGUCGGCAUAGCGCAGCAAAUGCCAUCGCUCAUAGUCCAGCAAGCCGUGCGCGACAAGCCAGAGCUCAUGCCCGUCGCGGUAUCUCUGAAUCUCUUCCAGUACCUCGGCGCCACAGUCACGCAGGUCCUUGGCGGUAUUGUGUUUCGUUCGAUUCUGGCUCCUGAAUUGGCAAACCAUGCUGGUUUGAAUGCCCAGCAGAUUGCGCUGCUGUCUGCUGCUGGGACGGCGAAUGUGCGUGGUACUGCGGAGCAGAGGUUUCCGGAUUUGUUGAACUUGGUUUUGGAGGCGUAUAAUACGGCUAUUACUUCGACUUUUUUUGUUGCUGUUGCUACGACAACUGCAGCAUUCUUCCUGGCUUUCGGAGUUAAGUGGGAGAGAAUUACCGACAAAAAGACGACUGACCCGGAGGAGGCUGAGGCUGAACAGCAGUAG
Molecule: messenger RNA, 1665 nt
Organism: Aspergillus thermomutatus
Lineage: Eukaryota; Fungi; Ascomycota; Eurotiomycetes; Eurotiales; Aspergillaceae
Product: MDR family MFS transporter
Exons: 4
Coding region: 1-1665 (554 amino acids)
Biological process (GO): transmembrane transport
Molecular function (GO): transmembrane transporter activity
Source: RefSeq, a predicted model, not a curated record